Molecule: messenger RNA, 2430 nt
Organism: Eruca vesicaria subsp. sativa (arugula)
Lineage: Eukaryota; Viridiplantae; Streptophyta; Magnoliopsida; Brassicales; Brassicaceae
Source: the annotation of a GenBank genome assembly
AAAAAAGAGAGAAAAAGCCACAGAUCCUGGCGUUGAUAGCGAUUGGUUAAUUUGUCGGUGAUACCAAUCAUCAUCUUCUUCUUCUUCGCAUCCAUUAUCACUCACUCUUCGUCACGGAUUGUGCUCGAAUCAUCAGAUCUUCCCCCUUUGAUUGGUUAAAAAAUUGUUUAAUGACGUUUUAGUUUAUCACUCGUGAAGCUUCUGUGACGUGGAUUGUUCUUCAUCUCUUCUAGAUUCAGAGAAUGGCGCUAAAACGAGGAGUUAAUCGGAUCAGAGGUGGUGGUGGUGGAUCUCGAUCUGCGUUUAUCCUCCUCGUUUUUUUCUGUGUCUUCGCGCCUCUGGUCUUCUUCGUUGGUCGUGGAGUGUACAUUGAUUCCUCUAACGAUUAUUCAAAUGGUUCAGUGAAGCAGGAUCUUGACUGGAGAGAACGUUUAGCUAUGAAAUCUCUUAGAUCUCUUUUCUCUAAAGAGGUAUUGGAUGUUAUCACAGCUAGCACAGCUGAUUUGGGUCCUUUUAGUCUUGAUUCUUUCAAGAAAAACAAUUUUUCUGCAUCGUGGCGGGAAGUAGACACCUCCGUUAGACACACUCAGAAUCAAACAACAUCUGGUGUCAUGAAUGCAAAACGUGACAUUACUUCAAAAGGUGGUAGCCAUCAGAAAGCUGAGACACCUGCAAAGUUCUACAGAAGGCAACUAAGAGAGAAAAGGCGUGAGAUGCGAGCAAAUGAGCUGGUCCAGCGCAACGAUGACACUAUUUUAAAGCUUGAAAAUGCAGCCAUCGAACGCUCCAAGUCUGUUGAUUCUGCAGUCCUUGGAAAAUACAGUAUUUGGAGAAGAGAAAAUGAGAAUGACAAUUCUGAUUCAAAUAUACGUUUGAUGAGGGAUCAAGUGAUCAUGGCUAGAGUCUAUUGUGGUAUUGCCAAACUCAAAAACAAGACUGAGUUGUUACAAGAACUCCAGGCCCGAAUCAAGGACAGCCAACGUGUUCUAGGUGAAGCAACAACCGAUGCUGAUCUUCCUCGUAGUGCACAUGAUAAACUCAGAGACAUGGGUCAAGCUUUGUCUAAAGCUAAGAUGCAGUUAUAUGACUGCAAGUUGGUUACUGGAAAGCUGAGAGCAAUGCUUCAAACCGCUGAUGAACAAGUCAGGAGCUUAAAGAAGCAGAGUACUUUUCUGGCUCAGUUAGCAGCAAAAACAAUUCCAAAUCCUAUCCACUGCCUAUCAAUGCGCUUGACCAUUGAUUACUAUCUUCUUUCUCCGGAGAAAAGAAAGUUCCCUCGCCGUGAAAACCGAGAAAACCCAAAUCUUUAUCACUACGCCCUCUUUUCUGACAAUGUAUUAGCUGCUUCAGUGGUUGUUAACUCAACCAUCAUGAAUGCAAAGGAUCCUUCCAAGCAUGUUUUUCACCUUGUGACAGAUAAACUCAACUUCGCAGCAAUGAACAUGUGGUUCCUCCUAAACCCACCAGGAAAAGCAACCAUACAUGUGGAAAACGUGGAUGAGUUCAAGUGGCUCAACUCAUCUUACUGCCCUGUUCUUCGUCAGCUCGAAUCUGCAGCGAUGAAAGAGUACUACUUCAAAGCAGACCAUCCCAGCUCAGGCUCUUCGAAUCUCAAAUACAGAAACCCAAAGUACCUGUCCAUGUUGAAUCACUUGAGAUUCUACCUCCCUGAGGUCUACCCCAAGCUGAACAAAAUCCUGUUCUUGGACGACGACAUCAUCGUCCAGAAAGACCUGACUCCACUCUGGGAAGUCAACUUGAACGGGAAAGUCAACGGUGCAGUCGAAACCUGCGGGGAGAGUUUCCACAGGUUCGACAAGUAUCUCAACUUCUCGAAUCCUCACAUCGCGAGAAACUUCAAUCCAAACGCUUGUGGAUGGGCUUAUGGGAUGAACAUGUUCGACCUCAAGGAGUGGAAGAAGAGAGACAUCACUGGUAUCUACCAUAAGUGGCAAAACAUGAAUGAGAACAGGACACUAUGGAAGCUAGGGACAUUACCACCAGGAUUAAUAACGUUUUACGGACUAACACAUCCUUUAGACAAGUCGUGGCACGUGUUGGGACUUGGUUACAACCCGAGUAUCGCUAAGAAGGACAUUCAGAACGCAGCAGUGGUUCACUAUAACGGGAACAUGAAACCAUGGUUGGAGUUAGCCAUGUCCAAGUAUCGACCGUAUUGGACCAAGUACAUCAAGUUUGAUCACCCUUAUCUUCGUAGAUGCAACCUUCAUGAAUAAACACAGUAAUCAGAUAUCUAUUAGAUUGAUUAAGGUAAUUACUCAGUAAUCUUAUGUUGUUUCUCCAUUGUCUUCCUCUUUAUUCUUACACAUUGUUAAUUGUUUAUUCAUAUCUUUGUUUAGUCAUUCUUUUCUUAUGUUUGGAUUAAGAACACUUUUGUUAUUCCGAAAUUUAUUCGAUAAUAUAUUAAUG